CAAGAUGCCUCUCUACCGUCCAGAGAAUGUCGACACGCCUGUCCUCUCCCAGUUCUCUUUGAAAGGAAAGGUUGCUGCAGUAACAGGAGGAGCUCGUGGCAUUGGACUCGAAGUCGUUCGUGGUCUUGCAGAAGCCGGCGCAUCGGUGGCCCUUAUCUAUACCACUAGCAGUUCUGCUCCGGAGACUGCUGCCAAGAUUGCCAAAGAGACUGGUUCGAAGGAUAUCACAGACACCAUCAAUCAGAUUGCCAAAGACUUUGGCAAACUAGAUGUAUGUGUCGCCAAUGCAGGUAUCGCAUCACAAGUCCCAGGACUCGAGUAUUCCGAAGACCAAUGGCGCGACAUCAUGAGCGUCAACCUUGACGGCGCAAUGUACACUGCCCAAGCCGCCGGCAAGAUCUUUGGAAAACAAGGAGGCAGUAAUUCCAUGAUCUUUACCGCCUCGGUCAGUGCGAUUUUGGUCAAUAUCCCACAGAAGCAGGCUGCCUACAAUGCAUCCAAGGCCGCUCUGGUGCAUUUGGCCAAGUCAUUGGCUGUCGAGUGGACCGAGUUUGCCAGAGUAAACUGCAUCUCACCUGGCUUCGUGGAGACUGAUAUUCUCUCGAUUCAUCCCGAGGAAUGGAGGAAGAAGUGGUUCGACAUGAUCCCUGGUGCCCGUAUGGCGAAGGCUGCAGAGCUUAAAUCGACAGGCUACAUGACUGGCGCGAACAUGGUCAUUGAUGGCGGCUACACUCUGCCU
Messenger RNA from Aureobasidium uvarum, 739 nucleotides. The record is from the annotation of a GenBank genome assembly. Lineage: Eukaryota; Fungi; Ascomycota; Dothideomycetes; Dothideales; Saccotheciaceae.